Molecule: messenger RNA, 2166 nt
Organism: Effrenium voratum
Lineage: Eukaryota; Dinophyceae; Suessiales; Symbiodiniaceae
Source: the annotation of a GenBank genome assembly
AUGGCGGAUGCAAAGGCGGAUGCCAAGAGCGCCUGCAAGGACGUGUCGAAGGUGGCUGCAGCGCCGGCGAAGAAGCCCCGCCUGGACUGCAUCGACGGGUGCCGCUUCGCGCUGGUCUUCCCCAUCAUGGUGGCCCACUUUGCGCGCUUCGCCACCAGCAACCGGACGGCCCUGAAGCUUCUGACCCAGGAGAACGUGUUGGUGGGUGGCUUCUUCGUGAUCAGUGGAUAUGUGUCCGCCUACACCACCACCAAGCUCGGAGCCCUCGGUGUCGAGGAGGAGAAGGUGGCGAAUCCGGAGCUCUUCUUUUGGCAAAGGGUCAUGGCCUACUACCCCCUGCACUUUGUGUCCUCCGCCCUCUUUGCACCCAUGUUCAUCUGGGCGGAGAGGCAGUUCAAGGCGUCCUGGAACAUCAUUGCCUUCCGCGCCUUCCUGAACUUCAGCAUGCUGCAGGCGUGGUUCCCCAAGGAGGCCGAGAUCUGGAACCAGCCCACCUGGUUCCUCUCCGCCCUGACCUUCUCCAACCUCACCAUGCCCACUUUGGUGCUGCCCAACGUGGCGAACCUCACCAAGAACGGCUUGCAGAAGCUCCUGGGGGCGCUGUGGGGCCUCUCCCUGCUGCAGAAGGUCUCCUACUCGGAGACGGCCCGUUUCCACAGCCACUUUGAGCACCCGGUGGACGGCAAGGUGCUGAUGCCCUUGAUCUGGAAUCUCACGCGCUUCCAUCCCAUCUGGGCACUGUUCGAGAUGACCACCGGCAUCAUCGCGGUGCGCCAGGUGAUGCUGGACACCCCCGAGGAGAAGAAGGCGAAGCCUGUGAACCCCAUCUGGUUCUUCCUGGCCGCCUACUCCUCGCUGCUCUUGCGGCUUACCAGGUUCGACUUCAACGACGCCAUCAUCCGCGGGGUGCUCUUCGUGCCGCUCUUCACGGAGUUCUUGACGGCCAUGCACCGGGACGCCCUGUCCCCCAGCCCAUCAGCCAUCACCAAGUUCUUCGGGUGCAAGGUGAUGGCCACCCUCGGAUCCAUCGCCUUCCCCAUGUUCAUUGUGCAUGGGCCCAUCGGGCAGAUCUUCUACAAGAAGGUCAUCGCCAGGAAGCUGUGGGGCAAGCCCAUGCCCCACACCUUCUUCCCCUUCUACCUGGCCAUCUGCGUGAGCAUCAGCUACCUCACCAACGAGUACUUCGUGAAGAGCAAGAAGGUGGGCGCAGUGGCCGGCAAGGUGGCGCAGGUGCUGGCGGGAUGGACCCAGGGCAUGCUGCGGGAUGGCUUCCUGGCGGCCUGCUGCAUGGGCCUCGUGGCCAUGCUGGCGGGGCGGUGCCUCAAAGGUGCCACGGUGCUUCAGUCUGCUCCCGAGGAGGUGGUGCUGUCACUGCCGCUUGGCAUUCUGUCAAGGGCCCGUGAUGAAGCUGCCGGCGCCGCAUCCGAUCGCAGGAGACGCAGCCGCCGGCGGGCCCACGAGCGCUUCUGGAAGAGGUAUAUACAGCUUGCAGACAAGGCCAUGUUCCCAACAGAGAUCGACAUCCUGAACGAGGAUGAUGCGAUUUAUUAUGGUGUGAUCGGCUUGGGCCGACCAGCCCAGCAGUUCCGGGUGGUCUUCGAUACAGGCUCGGCGAAUUUGUGGGUGCCCUCGGAGGAGUGCGCGAACUGCGAUGCCCUGAAGAUCCACAACAAGUUCGACGGCCCCAGCUCCUCCAGCUAUGAGCACUCCAGGUACCCCGUGCAGAUCGCAUACGCCUCAGGCCAGUGCAAGGGCUUCCUGGCGCGGGACCGCCUGGCCUUGGGGAACCUGACGCUGGAGAAGGUGCCCUUUGUGGAGGUCUUCCAAGUCUCGGCGCCGUUUCCCAACUCGGACUUCGACGGCAUCUUCGGCCUGGCCUUCAACGGCCUGGCGGCGCCCACAGGAGACUGCAGACCCCGCUGGACUUGCUGCAGAAGGCGUAUGGUGGCAAGAUGCGCGACCAGGUCUUCUCCUUCCGCAUGUCCGACGCCGCGGCGCCCGGGGAGCUGCGGUUGGGCGCCGUGGCUGUGGAGAGCUACCCCCAGGGCAUCAGGUGGGUGGACGUGCUGCAGGACGUGGACAACGCAGGCAAAGUCAGCUACGGCUUUUGGGCAGUGUCCAUGGACAGCGUGUCGUUUGCGGGCACGACACUGUCUGGCCGGGUAG